Molecule: messenger RNA, 967 nt
Organism: Elaeis guineensis (African oil palm)
Lineage: Eukaryota; Viridiplantae; Streptophyta; Magnoliopsida; Arecales; Arecaceae
Product: PLASMODESMATA CALLOSE-BINDING PROTEIN 1
Source: RefSeq, a predicted model, not a curated record
UUAUCAAUAGACUCCCAACCCAAUCAAGGCUCCUCUCACUUGCUCCCACCUCAUCCUCUGUCUGAUAUCAUCUCAAAACUUCUUCCAUCAAAAAAUCUCUCUCAAAGCUUCUCUUCUUACUGCUUUUCUGCCCCUUUUUUUUUUCUUCCUUUUCUCUCUCUUCAGGCUCUAGCCAUGGCUGCUCUAGUUCUCCUUGUGCUUCUGUUGGCCAUCAGUGGUGGUUCAGAUGCUGCUUGGUGUGUUUGCAAGUCUGAUCAGAGCAGCACUGAUUUACAAAAGACCUUAGACUAUGCUUGUGGAGCUGGGGCAGACUGCAACCCUAUACUACAGAAUGGGGCAUGCUACAAUCCCAACACAGUGCUGGCCCAUUGCUCUUAUGCUGCCAAUAGCUACUACCAGAGAAAGGGCCAGGCUGAUGGGACCUGUGACUUCUCUGGCACUGCCACUCUCACCAAUUCAGACCCUGGAGGAAAUGGGUGCACCUAUCCUGCAACUCCCAGUGCUGCAGGAACCUCAAGUACCUCAAACAGCACAAACACCUCAAGCUCACCAACCUCAUCUGGUACCACCUCAACAGGUACUGGAGGAGUGCUGGGACUUGGUCCCACUGGCACAACCAGUGUAGAUGGCACUAAUGGUGGCUUGCUUCCAAAGGCUAAAAUGGAUUCACUCCUCUCAACCAUCCUCCUCUCUUUUCUUGCUCUCUUGAGGAUCUGAUUCAAGUUUAUACUGAUGCUGUUUUUGUUGGGUGGUGGAUUGGGGGAUCCAUCCAGAGACAUUCCCCCACUAGGUUUGUUGUUUAGUGGCAUGAAAGGUGAUGAUUCCUUUUGGUGUAGAUUGGUAGGAUGGAAGUCUCUUUCUUUCAAGGACCUUUGUCCCUUUUUUUUUUUGACCUUUUUGUAAAUCCAGGGAGGUAGUAAUUUUAUUAAUUGAAUGAGGAUAUGGGUACCCUCCCAUUUCAGGCUGC